CUUUUUUUUCCUGACACCCCUCAUCUUUUCCUUCCUGUUUGUUUGUUUAAUCGGCCGCCCUCACGCAGAUCGGACACCGACGGACCAUGUGUAUGAAGACUCGGUAGGAGGCGAAGCCGCGGCACGACGCGUAUUUGACAUAGGCGAAGCGUGGUUUAGGUCUUAGGAUAACGGGUGACAUGAUGGACCUUCCGGGACUCGUUGUAAUCGGAGCAACGCCCAUUCUACAGCACCGUUCAAAACGGACGGCCGGCUUUCACCGGCGCUGGACAACUGGCGGACGGGAUUCGAGAGAGAUCCGUCUUGUGUCGCGGUAUUUAAUGGCGAAUAACGGAUAUUCUACGACAGCAAAUACUCCUUCCAAUUUGAAUGAAAUUGCGCGUUAAACACGAAGAAUUAAUCCCAGAGGAAAGGCACAAGAAACGGAAAGGUAAAUACAAAAGGAAACAAUGUUGAAACGCAAAUUUGAUCAGAUAGAAGAUAAUAGAGGGCCAGCAAAGAAUUCGUUAGACUCGGAUGAAGAAGAUGAUGCUAAUGAAGAUAAUUACAAUGUUAUGAAUGAAGAUGAGAUUGAAGGUGUGGAGGAUGGGCCAAUUGCUGCUGAAACAAAUGUGGGGUUUACAGCAUUUAACAUGAAAGAAGAGUUAGAGGAGGGCCACUUCGAUAAAGAGGGCCAUUAUCUUUGGAAUAAGGAGAAAGAGAUAAGAGAUAAUUGGUUGGACAAUAUCGAUUGGAUGCAGAUCAAACCGAGUUCCACAGCAAGUACAAAGAAGGGAAACAAAAGCAGUGCUAAACAUGGAUUGGCUGAUAGCGAUAGUGAUGAUGAAGGUCCAGAUAUUAUGUUCAAUCCAGUUCACCUCUAUAAACAAAUAUUGGAAUACCUGAAACCUGGAGAAACAGUAUCCAAGGCUUUGUGUAGGCUUGGUAAAGGAAAAAAGAGAUUAACUACUGCAGAGAGAUGGAAGAGGAAAAAAGAAAAGAAAGAAGUAGAAGAUGAUGGAAAUUCCGUGGAAAUUAUAAAAUUAACAGAAUUAGCAAAUGAAUUGUUAACUCGUACAGGAAACAUGGAUAUAUAUCAAGAAAGUUAUGAGCAUAUAAAAAAGAAGGUGGAAAAGUCUGAAAAGCAUGCUCAUCCUUCGAAGCAAGAAGCAGAAUUAGAUAUGUAUGCAGAUGACUUUGAUGAAAAAGAAAAAGCAAAGUUGGAUGAUGGUGGAGGUAGCAUCAGAGGAACAGCGCAAUCUGAAAAAGAUAAUAUUAAAGAAGAAGACGACGACGAAGAAGAAGAAGAUGAUGAAGUAAUGUGGGAAUUAAAAUGGUCGCAGGACGAAAGUGCAGAAAUUCAUGGGCCUUACACGAGCCAGCAGAUGCAUGCGUGGGCCAAGGAAGGAUAUUUUAAAAGUGGAGCGUGGGUACGAAAAAAAGGACAAACUAAUCAAUUCUAUAACGCCGCAAGAAUGGAUUUCGAACUCUAUCUGUGAUAUUUUCAUUCAGUAUAACCCCGACUAAUUAAACAAAAAAGAAGAAAAAAGCAAAUAGUACAUUAAUAUUUUGACAAUAUUGUAAAGCUUGAUCAAACACUGUGAAACAAUAGCGUGAUUAACGAGUUUAGCUAGUGACUAUAUCGACACACGUGACGAUCGUUUCGACAGAAUAGAGUUGGAUUAAUCAUUCAGAGUCCAUAGCUGGAAUGUUGCAUUUAUCACGUGCUUAGCAGGCUAAUGUCUCGUUUAUUUGUACUAUCUCGGCUCGUUGAACACGCUGUAGUACCCUAUUCGGUGUAAUUGAUAUUCAACAUGAUUGAAAGCAAUUCAUGAUUUAGUAGAGUGCCGAACAUGUAUAAUACUGUAACAAAGUUUAAUGAAGAAACAUUCAAUAGUUACAACCUUGUAACAAGUUAAAAACUUUUCUCGUCUUUAUUUAAACUAGCGUAUCAUCAGUACUAAUACUGAGUAACAAUUCAUUCCACGAUAAGUUGGAUACAAGAGAGAAAGUGUCCAUUUCUUAAUACAUAUCGCACGAAUAAAAUUAUCUGUUUGACAAAUA
Molecule: messenger RNA, 2043 nt
Organism: Nomia melanderi (Alkali bee)
Lineage: Eukaryota; Metazoa; Arthropoda; Insecta; Hymenoptera; Halictidae
Gene: holn1
Product: CD2 antigen cytoplasmic tail-binding protein 2 homolog holn1
Cellular component (GO): U5 snRNP
Molecular function (GO): protein binding
Source: RefSeq, a predicted model, not a curated record